AUAUAUAUAGAUAUAUAUAUAUAUAUAUAUAAAUAUAAAUAUUAUUAAUAUGACUGGAUCAGCAGUGCAAGUGAUAAAUACAUCAGAUGAACACACAUUCGUCCUCAACGAGGAUGCGCUCAGUGAAGUGCUGAUGCAAGAUGAGAUCAAAGAUCGUUAUGUAUGUGUUGUUUCAGUAGCUGGAGCAUUUCGGAAAGGCAAAAGUUUCUUACUAGAUUUUUUUCUGCGGUAUAUGUACUCAAAAUAUGUACGGCACGAUGUAACAGAUUGGUUAGGUGAUGAAAAUGACCCGCUGGAAGGUUUUUCAUGGCGAGGCGGUUCAGAACGUGAUACCACCGGUAUACUUAUGUGGUCCGAUAUUUUCCUGCAUGAUUAUCCGAAUGGUGAUAAAAUUGCCAUUAUCUUGCUUGAUACACAAGGUGCAUUCGACAGUCAGAGUACUGUACGUGAUUGUGCCACUGUUUUUGCGUUAAGCACGAUGCUUUCGUCUGUACAGAUAUAUAAUUUGUCACAAAAUAUACAAGAGGAUGAUUUGCAGCAUUUGCAACUUUUUACAGAGUAUGGACGUUUAGCGUUAGCCGAUACAGGCAAGAAACCCUUUCAGCGUUUACAAUUUCUGGUUAGAGAUUGGAGCUUUCCAUAUGAAGCAGAAUAUGGUGCCGUUGGUGGUGAUAUAAUACUUAAACGUCGUUUAGAAGUAUCAGAUAAACAACAUCCUGAACUGCAGUCCUUACGUCGUCAUAUAUCAUCAUGCUUCAUGGAAGUUGCUUGCUUUUUAAUGCCACAUCCUGGUCUUAACGUUGCCACAAAUCCACAUUUUGAUGGUCGUCUCAAAGAUAUAACUCCCGAAUUUAAACAAAGCUUACGAUCAUUUGUACCUAUGCUUUUGUCACCAGAUAAUUUAGUUUAUAAAGAAAUUAGUGGGCAACGAGUGCGUGCUCGUGAUUUAAUACAAUACUUCCAGUCAUAUAUGUCCAUUUACAAAGGAAAUGAGCUACCCGAACCGAAGAGUAUGUUAGUGGCCACUGCCGAAGCUAAUCAUUUAACAGCAGUUGCUGCCGCUAAAGAACUUUAUAAUCAACUGAUGGAAGACGUAUGUGGAGGCAAUCGGCCGUACUUAAGCACAGGACACUUAGAUGCAGAACAUUUGCGUGUAAAAGACAAAGCACUAUUUCAGUUCGCUGCUAAAAGAAAAAUGGGUGGCGAAGAAUUUACUGAAAAAUUCCGAAUACAAUUAGAUCAAGAUUUGGAAGAUAUAUACGCUAAUUAUAAAUCGCACAAUGAAAGUAAAAAUAUAUUUAAAGCAGCCAGAACGCCGGCAGUAUAUUUCGCUUGUGCAGUUAUAAUGUAUAUAUUAAGUGGUAUAUUUGGUUUAGUUGGCUUAUAUGCUUUUGCAAAUUUCUGCAAUCUAAUUAUGGGUGUCGCAUUGCUCACAUUAGCGCUGUGGGCGUAUAUAAGGUAUAGUGGUGAAUUAAGUGAAAUUGGUGUGAAGUUAGAUGACUUUGCGACGUUUAUGUGGGAUAAUUUUAUGAAACCCAUUUAUCAGGGCUGCAUGGAGAAGGGUAUACAACAUGUGGCAACGCAUGCGGCUGAAGCAGCUGUAGGUGGUCGUUCAUCGUCUCCUAUGCAAAACGGCAAAGUUAAAAAAUCAUGAGAAUACGCCAAAACUUCCGCGACAACAGCAGCGAAAUUAAGUAAUCCCAACAAGUCAUCGCUGCCACCUCAAACACAACAUCAACAAACACUUAAAUAUAAUAAAAAGCAGCAUCAACAACAACUACAACAACAAAACGAAAAUCAAAAUCAAAAUCCAGCAGCUACAAACAAUAAUAAUAAUGAAAAGAAACUGCAUUCUACAACAACACAUGCUGCCAAAAUAGGUCUACUAAGUACUAUUUGGAAUC
Teleopsis dalmanni is the source of this 1904-nucleotide messenger RNA. It is a transcript of the gene atl, whose product is annotated as atlastin. The coding region runs from base 50 to 1654 and encodes 534 amino acids. The record is from RefSeq and is a predicted model, not a curated record. NCBI's taxonomy places the organism in Eukaryota, Metazoa, Arthropoda, Insecta, Diptera, Diopsidae. The transcript has 6 exons. Gene Ontology annotation, molecular function: GTPase activity; GTP binding. Gene Ontology annotation, biological process: protein homooligomerization; endoplasmic reticulum organization.